This is a messenger RNA of Closterium sp. Naga37s-1, 1422 nucleotides long. The record is from the annotation of a GenBank genome assembly. Lineage: Eukaryota; Viridiplantae; Streptophyta; Zygnematophyceae; Desmidiales; Closteriaceae.
AUGGCUUUGUCGCGACAGAUUUCUGUUCUUGCCAUUACGCUAGUUUUACUGCUGGCGCCUGCUGCGGCGGCGAGGCGGCGGCCCAGCAAGGGACAGCUGAUUGCGGAGGUGAAGAAGGCCCGCGACGCGCUCAAGAACCCCAAACUGAAUGGCCGAUAUCGCGCCAGCAGCGUGCUGCUUGAUCGCCUCAUCCCUCAACUGGAGACCAACUGGAACCCAACGGACGCGUUCCUCGCCUCAGCCGACGGCAAAACUGUCCUCUUACCCGAAGACAGCGCAAUCAAAUCCGCGGCGCCUAAUGCCAUCUACAACAUGGUGAAGCCGGAUCUGAAGCGCCAAGAGCUUCGCUCCUAUGCUUCGUGGAUUCGUUCGAAUAUUCUCGACGGGGUGUUACCAGAGGAGAAGGACAUUGCUACCGCCAAGGUGUUACGGGAUGACAAUGGUCGCAAGGUGGACACGGCUGUCACUGUGACGCCCAACGGCUUGGGGGGUUGGAUAAAGAAGAUACGCAUCGGAAAGGGCAAGGCGAAAAUCAAGCACCCCAAGCUGUUCAAGGGGAGGUUUUUCGUUAUCCACGGGCAGUGGGUGCACAUGGGAGAGCAGUGGGUGCACAUGGGAGGGCAGUGGGUGCACAUGGGAGAGCAGUGGGUGCACAUGGGAGGGCAGUGGGUGCACAUGGGAGAGCAGUGGGUGCACAUGGGAGGGCAGUGGGUGCACAUGGGAGAGCAGUGGGUGCACAUGGGAGGGCAGUGGGUGCACAUGGGAGAGCAGUGGGUGCACAUGGGAGGGCAGUGGGUGCACAUGGGAGAGCAGUGGGUGCAGAUGGGAGAGCAGUGGGUGCAGAUGGGAGGGCAGUGGGUGCACAUGGGAGAGCAGCCUGUGCCUUCCCCUGCCAGGCCUGUGCCUUACCCUGCCAGGCCUGUGCCUUCCCCUGCCAGGCCUGUGCCUUCCUCUGCCAGGCCUGUGCCUUCCCCUGCCAAGCCUGUGCCUUCCCCUGCCAGGCCUGUGCCUUCCCCUGCCAGGCCUGUGCCUUCCCCUGCCAGGCCUGUGCCUUCCCCUGCCAGGCCUGUGCCUUAUCCUGCCAGGCCUGUGCCUUCCCCUGCCAGGCCUGUGCCUUCCUCUGCCAGGCCUGUGCCUUCCCCUGCCAGGCCUGUGCCUUCCCCUGCCAGGCCUGUGCCUUACCCUGCCAGGCCUGUGCCUUCCCCUGCCAGGCCUGUGCCUUCCCCUGCCAGGCCUGUGCCUUCCCCUGCCAGGCCUGUGCCUUCCCCUGCCAGGCCUGUGCCUUCCCCUGCCAGGCCUGUGCCUUCCCUGGCCAUUCCUGUGCCUUUCCCUGCUGCCACGCCUGCCACGCUGGCUGCUGCUACUCCUAUGCCCCCCCGUCCCCCCCCCCUCCAUAUGCUCCCCGCACUGGCUCUUCGUUAG